AUGUCCGGCCUGGAUGAAGCUGUCCAGGACGUGACAGACGCCAAACAGAUGGGCCUGGACGCGUUUGCCCUCAAUGUGCAGCAGCCCUCCGCUGAUUUCACGACCUCCUCCGUUGGCUGGCUCUUCGAGGCGGCGAACCAGAACGGCUUCAAGCUUUUCUUCUCGUUCGACAUGACCACCAUCGGCGCGCCGUCCGACUUCCUCCCGCUCUUCAACCAGUAUGUGGGUAACGCCGCGUACUAUCAGCACGAGAACCGUCCGUUCGUCAGCACCUUCGACGGUGGCGCCAAGUCGUUCGGGGCGAGCAGCCCCAACCAGGGUUGGCAACAGCAGUUCAAAGACGUGCUCUCCGGCCAAGGCAUCAACCCGUUCUUCGUGCCCGACUUCGACGACUACACCGGCUCCGCGGGUUCGACGUACGACUCGACGUUCUUCAGCAACUACGGCUCUGUCGACGGCGUGUUCAGCUGGGAGUCCGCCUGGCCGGAGAUCAGCGAGGGGCUCGUCAACGUCAGCAACUCCAAGGACCAGGCGGGCCUCCAGGCCGCGCAUGCUGCGAACAAGGUCUACAUGAUGCCGCUCUCCUCCCUGCAGUUCAAGCACAUCGACAGCGGCCAGAACUGGUACCGCAUCGGUGAGCUCAACCUCCCGGAGCGCAUCGGGCAGGUGCUCGCCCUCCAGCCCGACUUCGUCGAGAUCAUCACCUGGAACGACGCAGGCGAGAGCCACUACAUCGGCAACAACUGGCCCGAGGCCAUCUCCGGCGCCCCCGCCAUCCAGGCCUACUCGAACGGCUACGACCACACGUCCUGGCAGGACGUCCUCGCGCCCUUCAUCACCGCCUACAAGGCGGGCAAGACGAGCCUCAAGGACGUCACGCCCUUCGGCGCGUUCGCCGGCGCGUACUGGUACCGGCCACUCCUCAAGGGCGCGUCGUGCUCGGGCGACAGCCUCGGGAAGCCGCAGGGCUGGGAGAGCGCGCAGGACACGAUCAACAUCGCCGUCCUCCUCCCCUCGAACACGUCCGGGACGACGAUCCGUGUGACGAGCGGCGGCAACGUCGUCGCGAACCUCGCUACUACCGCGGGCCUGAACUAUGCGGCUGUGCCGAUCAGCACUGGGGCGCAGAAGGUCGAGCUCGUUGAUGCGAGUGGGAACGUUCUGGGUGCAGGGAGCAGCACGCAGGACGUUGUGGCGGACACGAGCGGCACGUGCAACUUCAACUACCAGGUCGUGCACAUAGCGUAG
This is a messenger RNA of Dichomitus squalens LYAD-421 SS1, 1248 nucleotides long. RefSeq names its product glycoside hydrolase. Bases 1 to 1248 code for a protein of 415 amino acids. The transcript is spliced from 2 exons. NCBI's taxonomy places the organism in Eukaryota, Fungi, Basidiomycota, Agaricomycetes, Polyporales, Polyporaceae. Gene Ontology annotation, molecular function: glucan endo-1,3-alpha-glucosidase activity. The record is from RefSeq and is a predicted model, not a curated record.